AAGUUAUCAGAAACCGUAAGAACUCAACAUUUUCGCGCUUUUGUGUAACAGAUAGAGAGAAAUAUGUCAAGUGAUCCGAGAUCGCCCAUGGCUUCCGACGACCACAACGAAAACCCUAAUCCAACAUCAUCGCCACCAGAUUCCCCCACUUCUGCAGGUUUCAACACCGAUCAACUUCCUCCCAACACCAGCCAUACCUCUGAGAACUUCUCCGACUACGAUGACGAAGAGGAAGCUACAGUGGAUCCUGAAAUCAUCAGGGAUGAGCCUGAGAUUGCUGAUGAAGAGGAGGAAGGAGAGGAUCUUUUCAAUGAUAACUACUUGGAUGAUUAUCAGGCAAUGAAUGAGAAUGAUCAAUACGAAUCGGUUGGACUUGACGAUUCUCAUGAGGAUGAAAGAGAUUUGAAUCAGAUUAUGGCUGAUCGAAAUGCUGCUGAAAUGGAACUUGAUGAAAGAGAUGGACAUACCUCACAACGCAAGCUUCCUCAUCUUCUUUACGAUCAAGAUGAUGACGAUGAGAGUCGUCGGCCAUCAAAGAGGUUCAGAGCUAGACCUCCUCCUGCCGAGGACAAUGAUGGCAUGCAAAGUUCGCCAGGUAGAUCUCAACAUGAGUCCUCAAGGGAUGAUUUAAUGACUGAUCAGACUGAUUACGAACCUGAGGAUAAUGACGAAGGUGAGUAUGAGAUGUAUAAUGUACAAGGAACUCUUAGGGAGUGGGUCACUAGGGAGGAAGUGCGUAAUUUUAUGGCUAGGAAAUUCAAGGAAUUUUUCCGGACAUAUAAAAGAGAUCACGAUGAAUCUCUUGUAUACAUGCAGCAGAUCAAUGAGAUGGUUUUAGCUAACAAAUGCAGCUUGGAACUGGAUUACACUCAAUUCAUACAUGUCCAUCCUAAUAUAGCAAUUUGGCUGGCUGAUGCACCCCAGUCUGUGCUUGAGGUCAUGGAGGAAGUUGCAAAAAAACUUGUCUUUGAGUUACAUCCCAAGUACCAGCAAAUCCAUCAGAUGAUUUAUGUCCGAGUUUCUAAUCUACCUGUGCAUGAUCAAAUCCGUAACAUAAGGCAAAUCCAUUUGAACACUAUGAUCCGCAUUGGUGGAGUUGUUACACGUCGAACUGGAGUAUUCCCCCAGUUGCAGCAUGUUAAAUAUGAUUGCAGUAAAUGUGGCAUGAUUCUUGGACCUUUUGUCCAAAACUCGUAUUCAGAGGUUAAGGUUGGGUCUUGCCCAGAGUGCCAGUCAAGAGGGCCAUUUACAUUAAAUGUUGAGCAGACUAUAUACAGGAACUAUCAGAAACUUACCUUGCAAGAGAGUCCAGGUAUCGUUCCAGCUGGUCGACUUCCACGUCACAAGGAAGUGAUUCUUUUGAAUGACCUCAUUGACUGUGCUCGGCCUGGGGAAGAGAUUGAGGUCACUGGAGUCUACACUAACAAUUUUGACUUCUCUUUGAACACAAAAAAUGGAUUUCCUGUCUUUUCCACAUUGGUAGAGGCUAACUAUGUUACCAAAAAGCAAGAUCUGUUUUCAGCUUACAAACUUACGGAAGAGGAUAAGCAAGAAAUUGAGAAGCUGUCUAAAGAUCCCAACAUUGGAGAAAGGAUUGUCAAGUCGAUCGCGCCAUCAAUAUAUGGUCAUGAUGACAUAAAAACUGCAAUAGCUCUUGCAAUGUUUGGAGGUCAAGAGAAAAAUGUUGGAGGGAAACAUCGUUUGAGAGGCGACAUAAAUGUUCUUUUGCUGGGUGAUCCAGGAACGGCAAAAUCACAGUUUCUCAAGUAUGUUGAAAAGACAGGCCAUAGAGCUGUCUACACAACUGGAAAAGGAGCUUCUGCUGUGGGAUUGACAGCAGCUGUACACAAGGACCCAGUCACAAGAGAGUGGACCCUUGAAGGAGGUGCCCUUGUCCUGGCAGACAAAGGAAUCUGCCUUAUUGAUGAAUUUGACAAAAUGAACGAUCAAGACAGGGUGAGUAUACAUGAAGCUAUGGAGCAGCAAAGUAUUAGCAUAUCAAAGGCCGGUAUUGUCACUUCUUUGCAGGCUAGAUGCUCUGUGAUUGCGGCUGCAAAUCCUGUUGGUGGAAGAUACGAUUCUUCAAAGAAUUUUUCACAGAAUGUUGAACUGACAGAUCCUAUCAUUUCUCGUUUUGACAUCAUGUGUGUUGUCAAGGAUGUUGUAGAUCCAAUCAAAGAUGAAAUGCUUGCUAGGUUUGUUGUUGAUAGUCAUUUCAAGUCUCAGGCCAAAGGCGCAAAUUUAGCUGAUGAACCCAUCAGUAAUACUGACGAAGGAACUGAAACUGGUGGUCUGAUGACUGAUCCCGAUAUUCUUUCUCAAGAUUUACUGAAAAAGUACAUCACUUAUGCCAAGUUGAAUGUAUUUCCAAGAUUACACGAUGCUGAUCUAAACAAGUUUUCAACAGUUUAUUCAGAGCUUCGUAGGGAAUCUUCGCAAGGACAGGGAGUUCCAAUAGCAGUGAGGCACAUUGAAUCCAUGAUUAGAAUGUCGGAAGCUCACGCCAGAAUGCAUCUGAGGCAGCAUGUUAAUCAAGUUGACGUGGAUAUGGCGAUCCGGGUCAUGUUGGAUUCUUUCAUUUCAACACAAAAAUUCGGUGUUCAAAAAUCACUUUUCAAGAGCUUUAAGAAGUAUAUGACAUUCAAGAAGGAUUUCAAUGAACUAAUCCUGCAUCUACUAAGAGAUCUCGUGAAGGAUGCUGUGCACUUUCACGAGGUUGUAUCUGGCGGUUCUUCAAAUUUGACUCAUGUCGACGUGAAGGUGGAAGAGCUACAAAGCAAGGCACUGGAUUAUGAAAUCCAUAACUUAAAAGAUUUCUUUUCAAGUGACCUGUUCUCUAAGGCAGGCUUCAAGCUGGAUGAUGAAAGAAAAAUAAUUCGACAUUACCUAUCCAAGUAAUGAAUGUAUGGUUUUGUUAUUUAAGGUUUUAGACAGACAUAGGUCAUAUAUCAACUCUGCUAAUUUGCCCUCCUAUUUAGGGCCCCUUUGUUGUUUUGAGAUAGUCAGUCAGUCAAUUCAUGGUUUGCUCAGUCAAUUCAUGGUUUGCUCAGGCAUAUUUAUUUGGUUUUUGUUUCAAAUUUGAAUGAUUAUUUGUUGGAAUUUAUUAGAAUUUACUUGU
Impatiens glandulifera is the source of this 3118-nucleotide messenger RNA. RefSeq names its product DNA replication licensing factor MCM2. Gene Ontology annotation, molecular function: single-stranded DNA binding; single-stranded DNA helicase activity; 3'-5' DNA helicase activity. The record is from RefSeq and is a predicted model, not a curated record. Gene Ontology annotation, cellular component: nucleus; MCM complex. Gene Ontology annotation, biological process: DNA replication; double-strand break repair via break-induced replication; mitotic DNA replication initiation. The coding region runs from base 64 to 2898 and encodes 944 amino acids. The transcript has 17 exons. Lineage: Eukaryota; Viridiplantae; Streptophyta; Magnoliopsida; Ericales; Balsaminaceae.